Messenger RNA from Eleginops maclovinus (Patagonian blennie), 3532 nucleotides. RefSeq names its product potassium-transporting ATPase alpha chain 1. Bases 162 to 3230 code for a protein of 1022 amino acids. The record is from RefSeq and is a predicted model, not a curated record. Lineage: Eukaryota; Metazoa; Chordata; Actinopteri; Perciformes; Eleginopidae. The transcript has 24 exons. Gene Ontology annotation, molecular function: P-type sodium:potassium-exchanging transporter activity; ATP binding; ATP hydrolysis activity. Gene Ontology annotation, cellular component: plasma membrane. Gene Ontology annotation, biological process: intracellular sodium ion homeostasis; sodium ion export across plasma membrane; proton transmembrane transport.
CAUUGUGUGUGUGUUUGUGUGCAAGAGGGAGUGAGAGAAACGGGUGUGUGUUUGGAACUGAACCCUGACUGACAGCCAAAAUUUCGGGGACCAAGAAGAAGGAUCGAGUGGUCUGGACCUCCAUUGAUUUAGGAGAGCAGUCCCCUAACACACGUGCAACCAUGAGUAAAAAGGACACUUACGACAUGUUUGAGAUGGAUGGAGAUAUGGACAAGAAGAAGAAGAAAAAACUGAAGAAGAAGGAAAAACUGGAAGGCAUGAAGAAAGAAAUGGAUAUAGAUGACCAUGAGAUUACAAUUGAGGAACUAGAAAUGAGGUACAACACUAGCGUUACCAAGGGUUUGACUUCCACCUUUGCCGCUCAAGUCUUGGAGAGAGACGGUCCUAAUGAAUUGAAGCCUCCCAAAGGAACUCCGGAGUAUGUAAAGUUUGCCCGGCAGCUGGCCGGAGGACUGCAGUGUCUUAUGUGGGUUGCAGCUGUAAUCUGCUUUAUCGCCUUUGGGAUUGAACUUGCGAGAGGGAAUGUCACUUGCUUUGACAAUCUGUACUUGGCCAUCACCCUCAUCACUGUCGUUGUUGUGACUGGUUGCUUUGGUUACUACCAAGAAUUCAAGAGUACCAACAUCAUUGCCAGCUUCAAGAAUCUGGUGCCACAGCAAGCCAUUGUGAUCCGUGAUGGCCAGAAAAACCAGAUAAAUGCAUACCAGUUGGUGGUGGGGGAUGUGGUGGAGAUCAAAGGAGGAGACAGAGUCCCUGCUGACAUUCGCAUCAUCUUUAGUCAGGCCUGCAAGGUGGACAACUCAUCCUUGACAGGAGAGUCUGAACCGCAAACCAGGUCUCCAGAAUGCACUCAUGAGAAUCCACUGGAGACCAGAAACAUUGCUUUCUUCUCUACAACCUGUCUGGAAGGUAUAGCUACUGGUAUGAUCAUUAGCACAGGUGACCGUACCAUCAUUGGUCGGAUUGCCAGCUUGGCGAGCGGCGUUGGUAACGAGAAGACACCCAUUGCCAUAGAAAUUGAACAUUUCGUUGACAUCAUCGCCGGUCUCGCAAUCUUUUUUGGGUUUACCUUCUUUGUGGUUGCCAUGUUCAUUGGAUACGCCUUCCUGGAAGCUAUGAUCUUCUUCAUGGCUAUCGUAGUGGCUUAUGUGCCAGAGGGGCUACUUGCUACAGUGACUGUAUGUCUGUCUCUGACUGCAAAACGACUUGCCAGGAAGAACUGCGUUGUGAAGAACUUAGAGGCUGUGGAGACAUUAGGCUCAACUUCAGUGAUCUGUUCUGAUAAGACGGGAACCCUGACUCAGAACAGGAUGACUGUAGCUCACCUUUGGUUUGACAACCACAUCCACGCCGCUGACACCACUGAAGAUCAGUCAGGCAAGAGUUUUGACCAGUCAUCAGAAACAUGGCGCUCGCUGGCGAGAGUAGCCACCCUGUGUAACAGAGCCACAUUCAGACCGGAUCAGGAAGGUGUACCUAUUCCUAAGAGGCUGGUGGUAGGAGAUGCUUCAGAGACCGCUCUACUGAAGUUCACCGAGCUCUCUGUAGGAAAUGUUAUGGAGUACCGUGAUCGCUUCAAGAAGGCAGUGGAAGUGCCCUUCAACUCCACCAACAAGUUCCAGCUAUCUAUCCAUGAACUGGAUGAUCCUCUGGACCUUCGCUACCUGUUGGUGAUGAAGGGAGCACCUGAACGUAUCUUAGAGCGCUGCUCCACCAUUUUGAUUAAAGGACAGGAGCUGCCACUGGAUGAGCAAUGGAGUGAAGCCUUUCAGACUGCUUACAUGGACCUGGGAGGACUGGGAGAGCGAGUCCUAGGAUUUUGUCAUAUCUAUCUGAAUGAGAAGGAGAUUCCUCGUGGCUAUCGAUUUGACGCGGAUGAGAUGAAUUUCCCCACGUCAGGAUUGUGCUUCGCUGGUCUCAUCUCAAUGAUUGACCCGCCACGAGCCACUGUACCCGAUGCAGUGAUGAAAUGUCGUACCGCUGGCAUCAGGGUCGUCAUGGUGACUGGAGAUCAUCCAAUCACAGCAAGGGCCAUAGCAGCUAACGUUGGUAUUAUCACAGAAGGAAGUGAAACUGUGGAAGACAUUGCCCAGAGGAAGCGCAUACCUGUGGAACAAGUCAACAAGAGGGACGCCCGUGCCUGUGUGAUCAGUGGGGGUCAGCUGAAAGACAUGAGCAGUGACGAACUGGAUGAAGCUCUGCGAAACCAUCCUGAGAUGGUGUUUGCAAGAACAUCCCCUCAGCAGAAACUGAUUAUUGUGGAGAGUUGUCAGCGACUGGGCUCCAUCGUCGCUGUGACAGGUGAUGGUGUGAACGACUCUCCGGCUCUUAAGAGGGCUGAUAUUGGUGUCGCCAUGGGGAUCGCAGGGUCAGACGCUGCCAAGAACGCCGCAGACAUGAUCCUGUUGGACGACAACUUUGCCUCCAUUGUCACUGGAGUGGAGCAGGGCCGUCUUAUCUUUGACAACCUGAAGAAGUCCAUUGCCUACACUCUAACCAAGAACAUUCCUGAGCUGACUCCAUAUCUGAUCUACAUAACCGUCAGCGUGCCUCUUCCUCUCGGGUGUAUCACUAUCCUCUUCAUCGAACUGGCCACUGACAUUUUCCCCUCUGUCUCUCUGGCAUAUGAGAAAGCAGAGAGCGACAUCAUGAACUUAAAGCCCAGGAACCCUCGUCGUGAUCGUCUAGUAAACGAAGCCCUGGCUGUGUACUCAUACUUCCAGAUUGGUGCCAUACAGUCUUUUGCAGGGUUUACAGAUUAUUUCACAGCCAUGGCGCAGGAGGGCUGGUUUCCACUUUUGUGUGUCGGCCUGCGUUCUCAGUGGGAGAAUGUUCACCUUCAAGACGUUCAGGACAGCUAUGGGCAGGAAUGGACCUUCAGUCAGAGGUUGUACCAAGAGUAUACGUGCUACACUGUAUUUUUCGUGAGCAUAGAGAUCUGUCAGAUCUCUGAUGUGCUGAUCAGAAAAACUCGACGUCUCUCUGUGUUCCAACAAGGUUUCUUCAGGAACCGUGUCCUUGUCUCUGCCAUAGUCUUCCAGCUCCUUCUGGGUAAUCUGCUUUGCUACUGCCCUGGGAUGCCCAACAUCUUCAAUUUCAUGCCAAUCAGAGUUCAGUGGUGGUUUGUUCCUGUCCCUUAUGGUAUUUUAAUCUUUGUCUAUGAUGAGAUCAGGAAGUUAGGAGUCAGAAGACAUCCAGGAAGUUGGUGGGAUCAGGAAUUAUACUACUGAGACCAGAGAGGCCCUUUAAUUCAUCCUGUGAUCCAUAUAUCCAUAUGCAACAAAACAUCACUCAUGCUGCAGACCAUUGGGUCAUACAUCUAUAUUAUUUUAUAAUAUAGAUGUAUUUUAAAACCUUCUCUAUAUAGACAUUGAAAUAAAACACCAGAGUCUGCCUUAAUUAUUUGAACAAAGUAAAAAGGUAAUUACUACUGAUAAUUCAUCAAUGAAUAACUCACAGGUGUGUUAUGUUCCAGCUCUUUGACUGUGGCUGCAUUUUGUUUGUACUAAUAAAAGAAUACUACUGAUGUCCU